AUGUACCUCAAACCACGAGUCUCGGUUUUGAAGCCUUUGGAGAUGACAGCGGUUCUGAGCUUCAACGAUCCCGGAGGAAAGGUGGUCAAACCAGUUGCUCUUCGACCUCAAGCAUGCCUGGAUAACCACUCCGUAGUGAGCGGCCUGGCUACCCUCCCCAAGCCACUAAACAGGCAUUGGGCGACAUUGGUUCGAGAUCGUGUUCAGGAAGAGAACUCCUACUACCUGCCGGUGUCGAUCACAUCUAGAUGCCAGGCACCAACGUUACAGCAGGCAAUGACCUUCUCGGGCUCUGCACUUGCCGGUAACAGCAGGAUUCCACAGUCCAUGCGAGACACACAGGUUGCCAUGUCUGAGCAGCCUUGGCUUGAUGACCUCGUCCUGUUAUUGCUUCUGGCACGCCUCCCAACAGCCACCGCUGAGGGGCCGGGCUCAACUGCAGCCUCCGAAGCAUCGGAAGGAGAAGGCAGAGGUGGCGCGAUUCACAAGGGAGCAACUGUUAAGUCAGACUACAUGACCAGCAGCACACGUCGAGUCGAGAGGUGCAGAUCUGGGGCUGGCGGAGGAGAAAGAGGAGUGAAGGAGGUGAGGAUUCGAGACGUGGCGGGGAAGGAUGCUGUAGCUGGCAAUGUUAGCUGUUCUUUAGCACUCGAAAAAGCUGGUUCAGGAAGAGGCUCUCAAGUUGCUAAUCUGGCCGCUGGGCGACCGCGACCAAGGCCAAAUACAGGGCUAAGCAUAGUCCUGCUAUGGAAGCUGGCAAAGAGAUGGCGAUGA
This is a messenger RNA of Lindgomyces ingoldianus, 774 nucleotides long. RefSeq lists its product as uncharacterized. Bases 1 to 774 code for a protein of 257 amino acids. The transcript has 4 exons. NCBI's taxonomy places the organism in Eukaryota, Fungi, Ascomycota, Dothideomycetes, Pleosporales, Lindgomycetaceae. The record is from RefSeq and is a predicted model, not a curated record.